Messenger RNA from Ruditapes philippinarum (Manila clam), 1245 nucleotides. RefSeq names its product E3 ubiquitin-protein ligase DTX1-like. Gene Ontology annotation, cellular component: nucleoplasm. Gene Ontology annotation, molecular function: ubiquitin protein ligase activity. The transcript has 8 exons. Bases 160 to 1020 code for a protein of 286 amino acids. Lineage: Eukaryota; Metazoa; Mollusca; Bivalvia; Venerida; Veneridae. Gene Ontology annotation, biological process: protein ubiquitination; Notch signaling pathway. The record is from RefSeq and is a predicted model, not a curated record.
AUAAAAUCCACUCAGAGUCACACUUCAUGUGAUUUCUCGAUACUCUAAGGAUUUUGCAUAUUCCUCGUUAUUUAUACUGUGGUUAAGUAUUGGAUAUAAGAGCUAUUUAUAAUAUCGUACAUUAAAGUGUCUUUAAGCAACAUAACGGAAAAAAUACUCAUGUUAAAUAAGGGAUGGUUAAGGAACUUGAACCCAGCUUUACUAUUUUCUAGUGGCAGGCAAGGGAGAGUGAGACCAUCUCCAGGAGCGACUGGAAGUUCAAUUCAACCAUCCUAUGAUAGAAUACCUAACCUUGCCCCUAAACCUGGCAAAAGAAGCAAUAAAACUACAUCUUCUGGUGAAGAUAUCUUACAUGAUUAUGUUGAAAUACUGAAUUCACCACCAGCGGAUGAUGAUUGCUGUAUAUGUUGUGAGAAGUUGAUCGAGGCGUCGGGGCACGGGACAGGAUCGCCCGAGGAUCAUGUUGUUUACAAACUCAGCAAAUGUAGUCACAUGUUCCAUAAACUAUGUGUGACAGCCAUGUAUGAUAGCGGUGCUAAGGAUGGUCAUAUGCAGUGUCCGACAUGUAAGACUAUAUAUGGUGAGAAGAUGGGUAAUUGUCCGCGUGGAGAGAUGGAGUACAAGAUUAUAGAUCAUCAUUUACCGGGCUACGAGGAACAUCGUACCAUACAGAUAAUGUACAGUAUAAACAGCGGUACACAGGGACCUGAGCAUCCAAACCCUGGUAAGAAGUUUUCAACUCGAGGAUUUCCUAGAAUAGGAUAUUUACCUGACUGUGAUAAAGGUAGAAAGGUGCUUCAGUUGUUAAUUAUAGCGUGGAAAAGACGUCUCACAUUUACAAUUGGGCAUUCUACGACUACCGGUGAAGAUAAUACAGUAACUUGGAACGAGAUCCAUCAUAAAACUGAACUCGGCUCAAAUUAUUCCGGUCACGGUUAUCCGGACCCAAAAUAUCUUGAUAAUGUUUUAAACGAGUUAGCAGUACAUGGAAUCACAGAAAAAGAUUUACCUUCUGGUUGAGAGGUCAUGGAUUCCGAGAUAUUUCAACACUUCCGAGAUUAUAUCCACAUGGAUUUUUGGUGAUAUUAAAUAUUUCACAAUAAAGACUAUGUAACUAGUUACUAUGGUACCAGUAACUUUGAUAAAAGCUUGUGUUUUGUAAAGACAACCUGAGUCUUUCAUGUGAACUUUAGAAUAGAUUUUUGAACAUUUACUUCGGUAUUAUAUUAAAUGUUUUCCAACACA